GCGGAUUUGGGAUGCUGUAACAUCCUCGGGACAUUCGUCAUCGUGGUAAUCGUUUCAAGUGUGUGUAUGUGUGUGCUUUUUGUGUGAACUACGGCGGAGAGGCUAGUGUGAAAGAUGUGCGGAGAUAAACACGCAAUGCAAAACUACCAGGACCAGCAUCAGCACGUGCAAUAGUAGCACCCAGCGUGGGACGGAAGCGUGGUCUGCGAGUGACACUCAUCCCGGUGAGACGCAAAUCGAACAAAGACAGCUUGACAGUGUACUCACCCGACAAGCGCAAGGGACGUGGACGUGUGUGAUCGUAAAUUUUUUACUAUCGGGUAAGGCUGCCGUCCUGCACCACGACACCAGUGCCAGAAUGCUGACGCCAGUGUCCGGACUCGUCAGCUUGGUGGGCGCUGUAACGGUGGCUACUGCAGCCUCGACGGCCCCAGCCGCAAUGGCGUCGCUCGCACACGAUCACACCGAGCUUCCGCUGAUGGGGACCGACCAUCCACCAAACUCUCUGACGCCAGGCCGAGGCCUUUUCGCAUCGAACGCAACGAAUCUCACACUGACGCUCGAAGAGCUGCUGUUGUUUGGACGCCCGAACAGCUCGACGGUGGCUCCACCGAGUGCGGACAACGAUAUUAUCUUCUCGAACAAGCUUGUGCAGAUCGUGUUCUGUGUGCUUUACUCGAGUAUCUUUGUGCUCGGAGUGUUCGGUAAUGUGCUGGUGUGCUACGUCGUGUUUCGCAACAAAGCCAUGCAAACGGUUACGAACCUGUUCAUUACGAAUCUUGCCCUUUCGGAUAUACUGUUAUGUGUGUUGGCCGUACCAUUCACUCCGUCCUAUACGUUCAUGAGACGAUGGGUGUUUGGGAAGUUAUUGUGUCAUACUGUGCCCUUGGCGCAAGGUUGUAGUGUGUACAUAUCGACCUUAACACUAACGUCGAUCGCGAUCGAUCGGUUCUUCGUGAUCAUCUACCCGUUCCAUCCACGCAUGAAGCUAUCCACCUGCAUUACCAUCAUCGUGCUGAUAUGGUCGUUCGCGAUAAUGGUGACGAUGCCGUACGGUCUCUACAUGAAGCUGCACGGCGUGGCGUCCAACGGGACCGAUGGCGCAUCGCCAGCACUUUCCAGCGCAAUGUACUGUGAGGAGUUGUGGCCAUCCGAGGAAAUGCGUAAAACAUUCUCGAUCGUCACGUCGAUACUACAGUUUGUGCUACCGUUCAUCAUAAUGGCAUUUUGCUAUAUUUGCGUGUCCAUAAGGCUGAAUGAUCGGGCACGCACCAAACCUGGCAGUAAGACUUCCCGCCGCGAAGAGGCCGACCGCGAUCGCAAGAAGCGCACGAACCGAAUGCUUAUUUCGAUGGUGGCCAUCUUCGGCAUUUCCUGGCUACCGUUGAAUGUAGUCAACAUGUGUAACGACUUCAAUUCGGACAUAAACAGUUGGCGGUUCUACAAUCUGAUCUUCUUCAUCGCGCAUCUAACGGCCAUGUCCUCUACGUGCUACAAUCCGUUUCUAUACGCCUGGCUGAAUGAUAAUUUCCGCAAGGAGUUUAAACAGGUGCUACCCUGUUUCGAUCCGUCCCGUGGUCGAGCGGGGACUGUCGGAGGCAAUCGGGGAGCUGGCGGAGGCUGGCGUUCCGAGCGAACAUGCAACGGCAACAACGACACCGUACAGGAAACGCUAAUACCUAGCUCGCAAAUACUGCCCUGCAGCCGCAGCUCACAGCCACAGCAACAGGCGCAACAUUUGAGUUCAUCCUCGAGCCAGGGCCAAAGCAAUCAACCGACCGUUGAUUCGAUUCUUCUGUCGGAGGUUGUACCGCCUCUUUCGCUUCCACCACCGCUCUCAAACAACAUGCUGCCGAGUGUACAGAGCGCGGAAACCGUUAUCCUUCCAUCGGGCGUACUGGAAACUCCGUUCGAUGUACAGCUUAUACCCACCGUAGGUACGCCGGUCAGUAACGGAACGUCGGAAGGUACGAAUCUCGCCACAGCUGCGGGUGUCCGCAAUGGAUUAAACCAUGCGUGUACGAACCCGAAGCUAUCGUCACUGAUCCUCAUCAAUGAUGGAACAACGGCAGACUCAAAAGUGCCCGCUAUACUUUAAGAAGUUGUGCCAAUGAUGCUGU
This is a messenger RNA of Anopheles maculipalpis, 2120 nucleotides long. It is a transcript of the gene sNPF-R, whose product is annotated as prolactin-releasing peptide receptor. The transcript has a single exon. Lineage: Eukaryota; Metazoa; Arthropoda; Insecta; Diptera; Culicidae. The record is from RefSeq and is a predicted model, not a curated record. Gene Ontology annotation, molecular function: neuropeptide Y receptor activity; neuropeptide binding. Gene Ontology annotation, cellular component: plasma membrane; neuron projection. The coding region runs from base 359 to 2098 and encodes 579 amino acids. Gene Ontology annotation, biological process: G protein-coupled receptor signaling pathway.